UAACUGAAAUAAGAAUUACGAAUGAUACGAUUAUGUGUUAUAAUCGUGAAGGUGAACCCAUUCUCUUUGAAUUCUCUCAAGAGAUUACCACCAUUUCAUUAGAACAAGCCCGGAUGUCAUUGUAUUUAAAUAACUUAAAAAGAAUUGAUAUUCCUACCAGGUCUCUCGAAGAAGUCUCCCUUCUUCAAUGUUAUUAUCUUUUGGGAGAAUGGUUGGAAGCUCAAUUUGGAGUUCAGCUGCUAGAACCUUCACGUGUAUAUCAAUUGUAUCAUACCCGGGGUACUCAUAACCUUCUUACUGUUCAAAAUAUUACUGCCAAUGCUUUAUUACGAUUGUCUGACGAAAAUUUUAAAGCAUUGAUAGAAGAGGCACGAUUACUUAGAGCAGCUGAA
Racocetra persica is the source of this 392-nucleotide messenger RNA. NCBI's taxonomy places the organism in Eukaryota, Fungi, Glomeromycota, Glomeromycetes, Diversisporales, Gigasporaceae. The record is from the annotation of a GenBank genome assembly.